Diospyros lotus (date-plum) is the source of this 2749-nucleotide messenger RNA. Its product is annotated as serine/threonine protein phosphatase 2A 57 kDa regulatory subunit B' theta isoform-like. The transcript has 2 exons. Lineage: Eukaryota; Viridiplantae; Streptophyta; Magnoliopsida; Ericales; Ebenaceae. The coding region runs from base 556 to 2076 and encodes 506 amino acids. Gene Ontology annotation, biological process: signal transduction. The record is from RefSeq and is a predicted model, not a curated record. Gene Ontology annotation, molecular function: protein phosphatase regulator activity. Gene Ontology annotation, cellular component: protein phosphatase type 2A complex.
GAGAGCGUGUGGUGUGGUGGAUGAGUCUGUGCUGAGGGAAGAUGGCCCCUCGUUUCCAAGUGGAAUCCCAGAGCACGGCAAAGGCAGUUUUCUUGAAUUUUUAAUACAUAAUAAUAAAGUUAAAGAAGGAAGCUGUUGAUGCCUGGUGUCAAGCGGCAGCUCCAAAUCUGGGUUUCCAUGGUCCAAGUCUUCAAAAAGCUCAAGUCUUUCUCUUGCGGAGAUUUUUGACACAGAGAUGAGCCGAGGGUCUCUUCUCUGCCCGGCUUGACUGGGACUUCUCUGAUGACUCUGAUCUGGUGCUCAGAAUUGGCUCCUGUAUCUGGGUUUUCUAUCUAUUCCAAAAGUGAGUUGAAUUUUCUUGCUUUCCAGCAGAGAAAGUGGGUUUUUUUCGGCCUCUUUUGUUUGUCUUGAUAAGAAUAUAGAUAAUGCUUGUCUUUUCGUUUUCUAUAGAGCAGUGAUCUUUUCGAUUGAUUUCGGGGUUCUGUAUAUUUGUUGAUUAUCUUUGGAUGGUCUAUCUGUAGAGGGAGGGGGGAAUUUUGUUCAUGUUAUUGAAUUAUGUUCAAACAAUUUCUUAGUAAGCUUCCUAAGAAGUCCUCAAAGUCAGCCGGGAGAGAAUUUGCAGGGGCCUCCGCCCCUGCUUUAGAUGCUUUUGAAGCUUCAAAGAGCAGUGGUGUGGGAAGUGAUAAUCUCGUAAAUCAAAUCUAUGCAUCUGUUUCAUUCCCUCAUUCUGCAUCAAACAGUGGAUAUGAUCAGGUGGAUAGAGUUCCAGUUGCUGCAAAUUCAAAGCUGAAUGGGAAUUCCUUUGCUACUUAUGAAACACUGCCAGGUUUUCGGGAUGUUCCAAACUCCGAAAAGCAGGCCUUGCUCAUCAGGAAGCUGAGCAUGUGCCGUGUGGUAUUCGACUUCAGCGAUGGAAAUAAGUACCUCAAGGAAAAGGACAUUAAGCGACAAACGUUGUUAGAGCUUGUGGAUUAUGUCACUUCUACAAGUGGGAAGUUCACAGAAACUGUUAUGCAAGAAGCUAUAAAGAUGGUAUCUGCAAAUAUAUUUAGGCCAGUUACUCCUCAACCACAUGAACACAAACUUUUACAAGCCUUUGAUGUGGAGGAGGAGGAGCCUGUGAUGGAUCCUGCUUGGCCUCAUCUGCAGAUUGUGUAUGAGUUUUUGCUAAGAUUUGUUGCAUCACCUGAAACAGAUGCAAAAUUGGCUAAAAGAUAUGUUGAUCACUCCUUUCUUCUGCAGUUAUUGGAUCUAUUUGAUUCUGAAGACCCAAGAGAAAGGGAAUACUUGAAAACUAUUCUGCAUAGAAUCUAUGGGAAAUUUAUGGUACACCGUCCGUUCAUCCGGAGAGCCAUUAACAACAUAUUUUUUAAUUUUAUCUUUGAGACAGAAAAGCAUAAUGGUAUUGCUGAACUUUUAGAAGUUUUGCGAAGUAUCAUUAAUGGAUUUGCCGUGCCUCUCAAAGAAGAACACAAACUUUUUCUCAUUCGGGUUCUAAUCCCCUUGCAUAAACCAAAAUGCUUGGCUAUGUAUCAUCAGCCAUUAUCCUACUGUAUUACACAAUUUGUGGAGAAAGAUUGCAAGCUUGCUGAUGCUGUUAUAAGGGGUUUAUUGAAGUAUUGGCCAGUCACCAACAGUUCAAAGGAAGUCAUGUUCUUGAAUGAGUUAGAGGAAGUCUUAGAAUUAACUCAGCUUCCUGAAUUCCAGCGCUGUAUGGUGCCAUUGUUUCGACAAAUUGCUCAUUGUCUGAAAAGUCUGCACUUUCAGGUUGCAGAGAGAGCUUUGUUUCUCUGGAACAACGACCAGAUUGACAACUUAAUUAGACAAAAUCGCAAGGUCUUACUGCCUAUUAUCUUCCCUGCAUUGGAGAGAAAUGCUAGAAGCCAUUGGAAUCAGGCUGUACACGGUUUGACACUAAACGUUCGCAAGAUUUUCUUUGAUCUUGACCCUGAGCUAUUCCAGGAGUGCACGCUCAAGUUUCAAGAAGAUGAAUUAAAGGAAGAAGAGGUAAAGGCAAGACGUGAUGCCACAUGGAAACGCCUAGAAGAUAUUGCAUCAGAAAAAGAUGCAAAAUAAUGCAGGAGUUCUUUGUCGUUCAGGAACCCUAUACACCUUCUUGCAAGAGAGAGAGAGAGAGCGAGAAGCACGCGUACACUUGCAGAUUUCAGCAGUAGAUAGCAUGUCUUCUUAUUUAGUUGAGGAAUGUUUGACUGGUUGAGGAAGAUGAAGCGAAGGCAGAGGAAACUAAAGCAAAAAAUGGAGAAGCUGGGAGUGGUCGCUGGAUAUGAUGGCUACCUCAUCUCUUUGAACUAGACAGAUACAUAAUAGGCACAACUUAAAGAAUACUGACCUUUAAUUCUCUUUGGGGUGUAGCAUAAGUGAUGUUUAUUGAUUGCUCAUUGUCAUUUCUUUGUCACAUAUCUUGCUUUGGUUUAUCAUACCCCAUACAGUCCAAACCGCCUCUUCUGGAUAACAAUUGCAAGUAUUUGCAUAUUUGCACAGACACUUCUAUGUAUAAACAGGAUUGAAGAGUCUAGUCUCUUCACAUGCUGGGGGAUAUAUCUCCAUAGGUGUUUAAAGAAUCAGAUAGUAGGGAGCAGCGAACAUCCGGCCGGUACUGUACACCUUUGGAUUAGUUGUCCUUUGCUUUUAAGUUCUUACUACUCUCCUUGCAUGUUUUAUGUGAUUUCUUUGUUGUUUAUAGAAUGAAAUUUCCCUGGUUGUGAAGUCCAAUUGAUUUCUUCGGCUU